UCGACUACCCAAAAAAAGAUAAGAUUUGAACUUACAUAGAAAGUUGUGAUAUCAGAGCUAAUUAGCAACUCAUCGUCUAGCUCUCUUCUAAUAACAACUCAUCGACUAGCUUUUGUCAAUUACCCCUUCAAGAAAUGAAUCCAGCAACCGUUGAUUUCAUAUCAGAAUGCUUCGUGAAGCCACCGCACCUGCCGGAAGAAGCUAAUGAACCUUAUUAUUUAGCGGCAUGGGAUCUUGCUAUGCUUUCUACUAACUGCAUCCAAAAGGGCCUUCUCUUUGCCAAACCAUCGGAACAACAUUUCAAGAUUACCGAUUUCUUAGACAAGCUCAAACACUCCCUUUCUCUCACACUUUUCCAUUUCUACCCUUUGAUCGGCCGUCUUACUACUUCAAAGACUGAAGACCCGGCCGAAUAUAUUGUCUACGUGGAAUGUAAUAACAGCCCGGGAGCAAGAUUUGUUCAUGCUUCUAUUAACAUGACAAUAUCAGAUGUUCUUACACCGAAUUAUGUACCAUUGGUGGUUCAAUCUUUCUUUGAUCAUGAUCGAGCUCUUAACCAUGACGGUCAUUUCAGAUCGUUGCUAACAAUUCAAGUGACGGAUCUAGUUGAUGGUGUUUUUAUCGGGUGUUCUAUGAAUCAUGUUAUGGGCGACGGGUCUUCUUUCUGGCAAUUCUUGAAUUCAUUUUCUGAAGUUUUUCAAGCUGAAGGAAAAAACAUUACAAUCUCACGCCCCCCGGUACUCAAGCGGUGGUUUCCUGACGGCUAUGGUCCAAUUGUUAAUCUUCCAUUUACGGAUCACCAACAGUUCCUGAGCCAUUAUGAACCACCUCUGCUUAAGGAAAGAAUGUUCCAUUUCUCUUCUGAAUCGAUUGCCAAACUCAAAGCAAAAGCAAAUACGAAUAUCACUAGCAAGAUUUCCUCCUUCCAGGCUCUGUCUGCGUUUAUAUGGAGGUGCAUUACCCGCGCCCGUGAUCUUCCCCGUGAUCAAAUCACCAAUUGCAGACUGGCUUGCAAUGACAGGUCAAGACUAAAUCCGCCUUUACCAGAAAAUUACUUCGGGAACUGCAUAUAUGCUCUCGCAGCUUCAGCAACAGCCGGUGAAUUGCUGGAUAACGAUCUCGGAUGGGCAGCAGGGAAGGUGAACCAGGCAGUGGCUGGUCACACCAAUGAAAAACUCCGCGAGCUACUUGAAUGUUGGCUGAAAUAUCCAAAAAUAUACCGGAUUAGGGAAGUUAAUGAUCCUUACAGUGUGAUGAUGGGGAGCUCGCCGAGAUUUAAUAAGUAUGGAAAUGAGUUCGGAUUGGGAAAAGCUUUGGCACUUCGUAGCGGGUAUGCGCAUAAGUUUAGUGGGAAAGUAUCGGGUUAUCCAGGGCGUGAAGGUGGUGGAAAUGUGGACUUAGAGGUGUGUCUUCCUCCCGAAAUAAUGAGUGCACUUGAAUCUGAUCAAGAAUUUUGGGUUGCUGUUUCUUAAUUUGUUUCCUCAGCAGCAUUACUUCCACUUCUGCUCUAGGCAGUCAUUAUAUUCUUAACAUGAUUAUGAGAGUAGCAAAAUAAUGCCAUG
This is a messenger RNA of Mercurialis annua (annual mercury), 1562 nucleotides long. RefSeq lists its product as uncharacterized. The coding region runs from base 135 to 1472 and encodes 445 amino acids. The transcript has a single exon. NCBI's taxonomy places the organism in Eukaryota, Viridiplantae, Streptophyta, Magnoliopsida, Malpighiales, Euphorbiaceae. The record is from RefSeq and is a predicted model, not a curated record.